This is a messenger RNA of Spinacia oleracea (spinach), 1269 nucleotides long. RefSeq lists its product as uncharacterized. The transcript has 2 exons. Lineage: Eukaryota; Viridiplantae; Streptophyta; Magnoliopsida; Caryophyllales; Amaranthaceae. The coding region runs from base 285 to 1091 and encodes 268 amino acids. The record is from RefSeq and is a predicted model, not a curated record.
UGUUUGAUUAAAAAUUUGAAAUCCGUAUGAAUGAAGCCCUCGAAUGUGGAAGCUGGGCUCACCUUGUGUAUGGUGUUUGUCAUGAAGUAGGCGUGGAUAAGUUGGCGAUUUGGCCAAAAAUUGGUAGGCGGCGGUAAUGAGAACUUCUAAGGAGGGUGAAGGAGUGGUUGGAAGCAAAAGGAGGUUGCAAUUAAACCAGUAAGGGAAAAGGCAAGGCACCUGAACAGGAAGAAACACCAAGGACUAGGAGGUACACAGCCAGGGAGAAGGGAAAGGCCAAGGUAAUGGAUAGUGACGAAGUGUUAAAGGUCAUGGCUGAUUCCGGCCAACGCGACGUAAAGGACGUCGUCGGGAUCCACACGGUACGUAAAAGGGCUGAAAGCCUUGUCUUCCCCCACCUUCUAGCAGCUGUGUCCAGGAACGGGGAUGAAGCUAUAGGUGGAAUAGACUUCAACCCUAAAUGGCCGUACCUCACACCUCUCAAGAUAGUUAGUGCAAGACGCUUCAGGAAAGAGGCGUACUGUUUUUUAUAUUACUUACUAGAUUCGUAUAAGAUGGGUUUUAGUUUUAACUUAAACAAACAAAAAAUCAUCCUUAAAUGCAUGGAAAAUGAUCUUUUCUACCGCUACCUUGUCAAAUUCUUUGAGAUUUUCAAGCCCUUGAAAGGGUGGUUGGAUGAGGUCAAUUACAGGUUACAGGUACAUGAGACAGAGUCGGGUCCAUUCGGCCUACUAGUGCUUGGUCGGAAAUACAUGGGCUUUAAAGAAAGGGAGACCAUGUUCGAGUGGAUGAAUUUCGAAAACGAGGAUCUUUUUUACUACCUCUCUUACGAUGAAGACAACUACCUCCAUUUCAAGAACGAAAUGAUAGAUCUGAAUGGGUUGGAGACGAUGAGUGAGUUGGAUUUACUCCUUGAAAACCCUUUUUACUCUACGCAUAACUACCCUGCUCAUUACGAUAAGCAGAUGGAAAUGGCCUUCGCUUGGAGAUGUUCUAAGAUAUAUUAUCACGACGAGGACAUGGUCUACUUUCACCCUGACUCAGCUGAUGAGUACGAUAGUUCUAACAGCGACGCAAGUGAAGAAAUUUGAUGCUAAUUGGUACCUACACUUCGCUAAUAUGGGUACCAAAUGAUGCGGUUUGGGAUACACAAACAUUACGUAAUGGGUGUGUCCUCGGUAAGUUUAUGUUUUUUAUUCUAAAAGUGUUAUUACUUUAGCCCUAGGUUUGCAAAAUUCUCCCAAAAGCUUGUAUUUUUUGGUCGUUUUC